AUGGGGCAGCUCCACAUUGUGUGUGUGUGCUGCGGUGUGGUAUAUAGUUCCCGCCACUAUCCAAUAUAUUGGACCAAGAAGGGCGCCAUUUUGGACUCCCGCGGAGCCGGGAAGAUAUCUGUCAAUGAGACCGAUGACGUCACGCUCAUUUGCUAUUCCAGAGGUGAACCACCGCCAUUUAAUUCCUGGGCUAAAACAAACGAUGAUGGAGAGGUCACAUAUAACACAACACUUUCAGAGAAGAAAUCGAAUGGAAAUUUAACGUUAACUAACGUAUCAAGAACGCAGAGUGGAAUAUAUAGAUGUCAGUCUACUAACACAUAUGGGAAUGAUACAACAGAUGUGGAACUUGAAGUACAAUAUGCCCCGGAAGUACUAACCUACCAAACCGACAUCCGGGCUGCUCCUGGCGAGGCACUUUCAAUUGUUUGUAAUGUCACAGCUUUGCCCGAGCCUCUGGAUUUCUAUUGGUUAAAGGAUGACGUCAGAAUCAAAGAUGGCGACGAAGAUGAUGAGGGGUCGAUUCCUAACGCGAUCUCCCUGUCAUGUUUCCCCACUUUUACUCGGUUUGUGAUAUUUAGUCUAGACCCAAGUAAGGACUAUGGAAAUUACACAUGCGUAGCAACAAACCAAGUUGGCACAUCUACAGCAACAGUAAACAUAAACGGUCGCCCACCAGCACCAGUGAUACUGGAUGAUGAAACACAAGGUCGCUAUGGUCGUUUUCACACCUUGGUAUGGUCUCCAUACUCCGAAACAGAAAGCGAUAACUCCCAGCUGACUGAUAUUCCUAUUUCACGGUACGUCAUUCAAUAUCAACGACAAGAUGCAGAGAAAAUCUCAAACUCGAGAGAACUUGAUGAAAUCAAUGAAGUAUCUGUGAGAUGGCCAGACGAGGCUUUAUCAGCAGCACCGGGCAGACACGGGUCGUUUGUCCUGGAGAACCUGAUUGAGAAUAGCUCCUACGUUGGUCUGCUUUGUCCUGGAAACGACCACGGUCUGGGAGAUUGUACACCGUUCACAUUCACGACGUCAGACGUUGUACAAAAACGUCCACCAGAACCUAUUUCUGAAAUUGAAUGCGUUGGUGCAGAUCCAUGUAAGGGGGUGUGGCUUCCGAAUUCGGCUGCGGUGAGAGAUUCACCUGUUACCAUGGUUACAAUAUCAACAGGCUUCAUAGUUUGGUUGUUGAUGACGUCAUUAUGAUCACAGUGAACUAUCAUAGUUUAUUCAUUCAUUUAUUUAUUUAU
Molecule: messenger RNA, 1250 nt
Organism: Lytechinus variegatus (green sea urchin)
Lineage: Eukaryota; Metazoa; Echinodermata; Echinoidea; Temnopleuroida; Toxopneustidae
Product: hemicentin-2-like
Exons: 10
Coding region: 1-1206 (401 amino acids)
Molecular function (GO): protein binding
Source: RefSeq, a predicted model, not a curated record